GCCGCUGCUGGCCGGUCCUCGCCCGUUCCCUUCGGACGAUAGAUAAUACGCGUAGCAGCCGCCCCAAAAGUCAUCCUGCUGCUAUCCCUUUGCGAAGCCCUGCCAUCUCAUACACGAGGCGUAGAAGAGCUGCCUGCCGGCGGAUGCAUAACAUUGAGCAAGAAUGGUCUUCCUGUUGGACUACGUGAGGCACCGAAGGGAGUGUCAGUUCAAGCAACAACAACGCGCCGACAGGAUUUCCUCCCUGUCAUCCUAUCAUGGGCCUUUGACCGAUGCAGACCGUGAGACGGUCAAUAAGCCCAUACAGAGCCUCGUCUCGGGAGUCCACAAUGGUAUCAUCCAGCCCUUGGACAUCCUGCGGACAUACGGGAAGGUGGCUCUCAAGGCUCAUGAAAAGACCAAUUGCCUCACCGAGAUCAUGCUGCCUGACGCGGAGAGAUGGCUCCAGGAGGGCUCGUCGAUCAACCUGAAGGGACCGCUCGCAGGCAUCCCCGUGUCUCUCAAGGACACAAUUGUCGUCGGCGGUUACGAUGCUACCGUCGGCUACUCGUCGUUUGUUGGGAACGCGAAGCCGAAAGACGGUGCCCUCGUAAGGCUUUUGAAGGAUGCAGGCGCGGUGCCCUAUGUCAAGACCAACGUCCCCAUCUCCUUGCUGAGCUUUGAAUCGACCAACGACGUGUGGGGCCGGACCACGAAUCCUCACAACCCCAGGUACUCGCCCGGCGGGUCCACCGGCGGCGAGUCGGCGCUGCUGGCCCUUGGCGGCAGGAUAGGAAUUGGGUCGGAUGUGGCAGGUAGCGUGCGAGCCCCUGCACACUUUGCAGGCUGUUAUUCGCUGCGCUGUUCUACUGGGAGGUGGCCUAAGCAGGGCGUGUUCACAAGCAUGCCUGGCCAAGAAGGCGUGCCAAGCGUGUUUAGCCCCAUGGCGAGGACCUUGGAUGACUUGACCUACUUCACGCGCACGAUCAUUGAGAUGAAGCCAUGGGUUUACGACCACUCUGUACAUCCGCUGGAAUGGCGUUCUCACGUCGAGAAGCAGUUCUCGGGGAAGAAGAGGCUGAGAGUUGGUAUGCUUCGGACGGACGGCGUCGUUGACCCCAGUCCUGCCUGUGCUAGGGCGCUGGAAAUUGCCGAACAGGCUCUCGCUAGGGAGGGGCACGAGAUUGUGGAGAUCAGCCCUCCGGACAUGUAUAGGGCCCUCAAGCUGGGGUCGGUGCUCUUGAAUGCAGAUGGAUGCAGGACCUUCAAGUCCUUCAUGAGGAGUGGUGAGUGGGAAGACCGAGGCGCAAACCAGAUGAGCUGGUACAUGAGUCUGCCGCGACCCUUCAAGUGGGUGUAUCACCUGUGGGUCAAGUAUUUCCGCGGCGACCACAUCUGGGCAGGGCUAUUGAGGGACUGGCACCCCAAAUCGGCCGAGCAGAACUGGAAGUUGGUCGCCGAGAGAGAGUCCUACAGAGCUGAGUGGUUUGAGUGGUGGAACCAGACUGAUAUCGACUUCAUCCUAUGCCCACCAAACGCUACACCUGCUGUUCCCCAUGACGGAAUGAAGGAUGCCGUUAGCAGUUGCGGCUACACGUUCCUAUGGAAUAUUCUUGACUACACCGCUGGUAUCGUUCCUAUCACUCACGUCAACCAGGCCUUGGAUGGUCUACCGCCUGGUUUUAAAAACAAAAAGUUGAACGCUGUUGCACAAGGUGCGUAUAAAGUGUAUGACGCAGAGGCCAUGCAUGGGCUCCCCGUUGGCGUGCAGGUAGUCGGCCGCAGAUUGGAGGAGGAAAAGGUUUUGGCAGUCAUGAAAAGAUUGGAAGAUGCACUGGGCGACGCCAGGUACGAUAUAAUGGCUAUUGACUAGGGAUCAUGUGAAGAGUUAUAAUGCCCGGCCUUACGGCACGUAAUACCAACAGCACAAACUGACCACCUGGGCAUUUGAUAAUUGGGCUUCUAUCAAGAGGAGCAGCGUACAUUAGUCUGCUUCGAAUAGUGUCUUAAGACUAGUAAUAUAUAUAGGAGCUGCUAGGUUUAGUAUAUAUAUCUCUUUAUUAUAAUGUUUAAUUUUAUAAACUAUUA
Diaporthe batatas is the source of this 2067-nucleotide messenger RNA. RefSeq lists its product as uncharacterized. Lineage: Eukaryota; Fungi; Ascomycota; Sordariomycetes; Diaporthales; Diaporthaceae. The transcript is spliced from 4 exons. Bases 164 to 1852 code for a protein of 562 amino acids. The record is from RefSeq and is a predicted model, not a curated record.